Diachasma alloeum is the source of this 3213-nucleotide messenger RNA. RefSeq lists its product as uncharacterized. The record is from RefSeq and is a predicted model, not a curated record. The transcript has 3 exons. NCBI's taxonomy places the organism in Eukaryota, Metazoa, Arthropoda, Insecta, Hymenoptera, Braconidae. Bases 1235 to 2977 code for a protein of 580 amino acids.
GGAGGGGUAUGACUUUCGUAAGUGUUCCAAUCCCUGAACACGAAAAAAUCGAGUUUUCAAUUACGUCGUUGAGGUGCUAUUUGGCGACUUUACUGGGAUUAAUAUUUUUUUAAUAUCAUAUAUUCAUCAUGGCAAUACGUCAAUUGCAUUAGAAAUUUUUUAUGAUUGUAUUUAAUAAUUGUUAAAUAAUAAAAAUUCAGUCCGGAACAGAGGCAACGUCGCCCACUAGAAAAUUUCGUCAAUUACCACAUUCCCUGAAAUUAUAAAUAAAUCCGUAAUUCACAACAACAAAAACACGAACAAAAUUCCCCGCUGACCUCUGUUAAUUCCCGGAACUCGAUAAUUAUCCGAUAAACCAUGAUAAAUUAAAAAUAUUUUUCAAAAACAAAAUAACAGGAAAACAUCUUAAUUAAAUAACGAGCGAACUACAUAUUCUCGCGGGAUCUGCGUGCCACCUGUCUAAACAACUAACAAUGACCCAACGUAUUCCGAUUGAUCCUCAUGUCUGUUGAAUUCAGAAUCAACUCGUGUAAUUGGAAUUCUCUGCAGUUGUUGUGACGUCACAGAGCAAUUUUUAUCGGGAACAAAUGAACUCUUAUCUCUAAGAACUCUUCCCAGCUCUCGUUGUAUCGAGGCUAAUUGAAUGGGAGUCAUAAAAAUUGGAUCUCUAGAGGGGGAGAGAGGAGCAUAAUAAUAGAUGCUAUCAGUAAUUAAAGAUCGAAGAUAGAAUUUUUAAUUAAUUCUUCAACUCUUGUAAUAAAGCAAUUCUUGAUUUAUCUGUCGGGGGGUUCUCAAAUGGAUUAAUUCGCUAUUGACAAUUGUUAAUUAUGCAAUUAGCAUUUGCUUCUAAAUUCAAUGUUUAUUUAAACUAAAUAAAUGGGCCCAUUAGCUUAACCUUGAUUUUUAUUUGCGUUCUUCCAAAUUGAAAAAAAUAUUCUCUUCAUCUAAAUAAAUACUUUAUCUAUAAAUGUAAUUAUAACUCUACUGCAAUGACCUGUCCUUCAGAAUGAAUUAAUUAUUUAUAUUUCGUAUAAUUAAGAGGUCUCGGAAGUAAAUAAAAACCACUGAAAUGCAAGAAAAACUUUGCGCUAUGAAUUCUCAGCCGAAAGGGAAUGCAAAAAUCUGAAGGAUUGCUUGAAAAAUUUGUUCCUCUUCUAGCAACUGGACGAAACGAGUCCAAAAAUUUUCAAUUAAUUGGGUGUCAAACCGUAGCUGUAGCACCAACAAAUAACAAAUGAUAUUCUGUCCCCAAUUAAUUACGCAGUUUACAGAUGCAGAGAAGUCCAAAAUGCACGGAGUGAAGCGGGUUCUGAUUUUCUGUCUUCUCACAACGUUCAUGCCAAUAUUUCUAUUGGUAAUGCCGCUUUAUUUGAGACACAGUUUGUACGCUGACGUAGUUUAUGCUGUCACUGAGUCGGAUAUCAUGGAGAUUAAUGAUGGAGUGUCAACAAUGUUCUGCUCCGCCCACACACUCCAGAUGAACAGCACCUUCAACGCCUUCCAAAUGGGUCAUAAACCCGAAGUGACAUCCUAUCGCAAGCACAUAAGACUGAAGAAGAGUAUGACCUUGCCCGACGAUACACUUGAGUACUGGGGCUUUUAUCUCCUUCGAGGAGCGACUGUGGCACUUUCUGUUUGCUCAAAGUCCAAAGGUGCAUCGAUCCUCGUGGUGAAAGGCCAGAGGACCUUGAGCACAUGUGGCCUCCUGGACCACAACGAGAACAAAGCCCGUAAAAACGGUAUAUUCCUCUCGUCAGGACAAAACCAGGUGAAGAUCACUUUCGAUUCAAACGCCCAGUUGAUAGAGUCGAAGGAGACUCCCCGAGUGUCGCCAGGGAAUCCCGCACUCCAGGAGCCCCAGACCACGGAGAGGACCUCGAACCAUUCCCAGGACCUCCAGAUCUCGGCAGCCAGUCUCAGCCGCCUCAGCCCCUCCGUCCAGUCCUACAUAACUGACCUCAUCACCUCUCACGACUCCAAACUUCACAAGAAUGAGAACAAGAACGAGAAUUUCGGGUCUGAAAGGAGAGUGAGACACGCGAGGAAGAGGUUUAGUGAGAAGAUCCAUGAGAGAGAUGAGGUUGAAGAGGAUCCAUCGGAAGUUCAUGGGAAACCGUCGGAGAGGCCGAUCAGGACACGAAGAUGGGCGAGAUCUUUCGAAAAAUCUUCGACACCCUCUCCCGUUGUUGAAUCGACAACUCAGAAGGACUACUCCUUCGAGCGGAUCAGGGACUACGUCAGGAAGCUCAACCCAAAGGCCAAGAAAUCACUGUUAGCCCGGCAGAAGCUCGAGCUCCUCAAGUACCAGCUGGAGACCCCGGGGAUGGACAUAGCAGCCGAGGAAGACAGCAGGGGUGAGAAGAUCUACAUCUCCCACAAGUACAAGCCCCCGAGGACGACUCACAACGUCGUGAAGAGGAGUCAAGAGCCGGUGAAGCCUCCAGCGCUGCUGGAUCGAGGGGUCAAACACGGGGGCAAUGCCUUCAACAAUCCUGAGGGGGACGAGUCGUCCUUCUCGUCCUUCGAGGAGGGCCUCUUCGACUGCUACGAGGGGAACAUUCUACUGGCGAGCAAAUUCCCUCCGACUAGUUGCGAAAGCACCGAUGAUCUUCUCAAAGCUGGAGGCAUGCACAUGCAGACACAUCACAACGUCACGGAGGAUGGAUAUUACUACUAUAUUUUCUACAGCGACAAUGACUCGGGCUCCAAUGAUAUGCACGCUGUGUUCGACAUCUGGAAGCCAACUUUUCAGUAUGAGAACGUCACCAAGAGCUGCGUCAAUGUGACGGACUGCACAUUUCCGUUGGAGAUCAUGUCUGAUGAUAGGGUUAUUGUGGAGAUUCCGACGAGGGAUGGGAUUGAACAUGAGGCUGAUGAUGUUUCGUUGCUGGUCUCGGUCUGCCAUCCUAGGGUUGGAUUUUAUGUGAUCUUUCCUAUUGCCGUUCUGUUGUUCAUCUUGAGUUGUGCGUUUUUGUGAGGGCUGAUGGUGGGGGGUUGGGGGAGUAUUUUUGCUGCAGCAGUACGAAAAGUUGGAUUUUACUGCCGAGGACGUCAAAUCGGUUUUUUGUCAUUCUAAAUUCGCAGCAGUACGAAAAGUUGGAUUUUACUGCCUAGGAAAGAUCGGGUUUGCAUCACGGAUGAAUAGAUUUAAUAGAAAACCAGCGAAUUCGUUAGGAAAUUUUAUUGGAUUUCUAUUGAAAUUUCUAUUAUUUU